AUGGAUGAAAACACACUCCACAAGGUGGACUUAGUGUGGGAGGAAAUAGAAUGGACUCCAGUGACUGACCAGCCUGCAACACACACAACACUGGUGACACUGCAGCAGCCCAGCAUCAACCUGACAUCUCCUAACAGAGGGUUGGUCUGGGGUCCUGAAGGUGCAGAGGUCACCAAGGGUUACAGCUUUGUCAUCACCUGCUCCAUUUCCUCCCACUAUCCUGGAGGUGUUUUCUGUCUCAUCUUCUCUGGCUCCAACAUCACCGACACCAAGCCAGCAGUCAACAACUCAGCCUCCUUCAACUUCCCUGUAGCUGAGUAUGAACACCAGGGCAACUACAGCUGUGUGUAUGAAGUCACACUGUCCUCAAGGAAAUUCACUUCUACCAAAACAACACUGAUUAGUGUCAUCAUUACAUUUCCUUUGUUGCUGCUGGUGUUCUCAGUAGCUGCUGGGAUCCUGCUGCUGCUCCUGCUGGUCUUUAUGGCAGUCUGUCUGGUCCGCAGGAGAAGACGACGAGCCAAGCUGCCUGCAGUCCUUGUCCAAACCCAAUUAUCUGUCAGAGCCAGGAACGAUUAUGAAUGUGGCGAGGACGAUGACGACGAGGAAGACUAUGUGAAUGUUGAUCCCAUGGACAGCAAGAAGACACUCAAAGAGGAAGCAGGGAGAGUGGAAGAAGAAGACAGUAAUGAUUAUGAGGAGCCAGAGAGUGAGGAAGAUCAUGAUUAUGAAGAAGCAGGCCCUGAUGUAAAUUUCAUAAAGACCACCGCGGUGUGUUUCAGUAUAGAGGACAACAGAGAAGAAGAAAAAGAAGAGGAGGAAGAAGAAACCGAUGAUGAUGAAGAAACUGAUGAUGAUGAAGACUAUGAAAAUGUAACCCAGUCAUUUGGGGAAGACAUUUGUGGAGAACAUGAGGAUAUUUAUACAGAUUUUGAAGGGUCCUCUGGUUAUUAGUCUCACGCUGGUAACCAUGGAUAAAGCACUGAACCUUUAAAUCUUAAAGUGAAAACUGACCAUUCAAAUGGAUUGAGUAUAUACAUGUUGAAUGUUACGCAAUAAAUUGUAGCUGGGUCUUUUCCCUCAGGACAAUCAGCUAGUCAUUCAAUAAUCAGUAUUUUGAAUUGCAUAUACCUAGACCAGACUAGAAACUACCAAAACUCUUGAAUGCAUGGUUGAAGAUCAAGGUUUUAAUAUUUUAAUUACCUGGACAAGCCAGAAAAACAUUAGACAAGUUCUUGUAAAGGUGGCCUUUGAUAUAAAUUCCAUUCCAGAGUAGAGGUGAGGCUCGGUCAGUUAGUCCAAACUGAAACAUCUUAACCACUGUUGGAUGGAUUAUCAUGAAAUUGUGUUCAGACAUUUAUGGUGCCCAGAGGGUGAAGCCUCCACUGGCAUAAAAUCAUUUGACAUUGGUGGUUCUGAGUGAGAUGAUAGGAUAGCAGUUCCUUGAACUCACAGCCUCACAGAGCUGCUGGCAUUGCUAGCAUGACUAGUUUGUGGUAAAUGUGUGUAUUUUGUCAUCUGCUCAGGGUUAGGGUUAAGUUUGGCUGUCAUUUUUUAAAAGCAUUGUGCAAUCUUCCCUCUGUCUGUCUGUGGACAUUUUGUAACAGUUACUGGUGUAUGUAAAACACUUAUACAUUCAUUUUUAAGUAGAGUCUAGGCUGGAUUACCAACCAGGCAUAGCAGGCACUGCAUGUGAGUUGGUUUUGAUAAUUUCAUAAACUUUAAAUAUAGAAUUAAUACACAAUUUAUCCUUAAGGCAAUUCCCACAUUAUUAGCCAUUCUCGUUGGCCCUGUAAUCUAGUUUUUACAGAAACAUGAAGCCAGUUUGUAUACCCUCAGCAAAGGAGUACUGUUUGGUUUCUGAGCAUAUAAUGAUGCUACCAUGUGGGAAGUGGUAGCUUCAUUUUACAGUAUGUGGUCAAUAGGUGCCUCUGGCUUCCUUAAGAGGUUAAGCUAUAUGUACAGAAUGUGCAAAAAAUGCUUCAUGUAUAUUUUUUAUUCUACACAUAAUGGUCCACUGUGUAGGAUCUUGUGGCAUCUAGCAGCGUAGUUGAAGAUUGCAACUCACUCACUUCACCCUGCCUUUCAAAGCUUGAGAGAGAAACUAUGGUGGAUACAAAACAGCACCAAUCUAAAACCUUCUAAAUGUUACACACUGGACCUUUAACUCCUUACAUAUUUAUAGUAUGCAUUUUUUUUCCUGAAAAAGUCUUACAGAUUCUUUAAUAGUAGUCUAGAGUCCAGCAUGGUUUGUGAAACCAAUUUCAAUGUAUUUCAAUUAAGACCUUGUCACUGUGGUUGAUCACAACAUUCUCUUAGUAUUAAUUUAUCUCACUGGUUAACUUUUACAGUUUAAAGGAAUAAACUCUAAUGCAAUGACCAUUUUAUUUUCAAUGAGAAUAAAACACAACAGCGUGGUUUUAAGGGUUUCAGGUUCAAAUGUAUAAAUGGAGUGCAUUAGUAAUGGAGUUAUUUGUAUAAUUUUGUGUGUUAAAAUAAAUUAAUAUUGAGGAAUAUCCAUGUUUUUGUUUAGAAACUAAAUAUAAUGUAAAUAAAUUGUACAUUUAUUCUGGAAUGUUGUUUUAGAGACAAAAUGUUACAUUUAAGUGUUUUAUUUUGAAAAUAAACCUAUAUAUUUUAUUAAAUUAC
Morone saxatilis (striped sea-bass) is the source of this 2649-nucleotide messenger RNA. RefSeq lists its product as uncharacterized. The transcript is spliced from 5 exons. The record is from RefSeq and is a predicted model, not a curated record. Bases 1 to 954 code for a protein of 317 amino acids. NCBI's taxonomy places the organism in Eukaryota, Metazoa, Chordata, Actinopteri, Moronidae.